Molecule: messenger RNA, 3611 nt
Organism: Apaloderma vittatum (bar-tailed trogon)
Lineage: Eukaryota; Metazoa; Chordata; Aves; Trogoniformes; Trogonidae
Gene: ALPK1
Product: alpha-kinase 1
Exons: 13
Biological process (GO): protein phosphorylation
Molecular function (GO): protein serine/threonine kinase activity; ATP binding
Source: RefSeq, a predicted model, not a curated record
AUGAAUAAUCACAACGUCGUGGCCGUGCUGCUGCAGGAGUGCAAGCGAGCUGUGGACACGCUCCUGUCAGCCAAGGCUGACGCGGGCGAGGAAGACGAGCGGGAAUACCGGCGGUGCCAAGCUUUGCUUCCUGAGGACUUGAGGAGCCUUCUGGAGGAGGCGAAGGAAAUGAAGUGGCCCUUCGUGCCGGAGAAGUGGCAAUACAAACAAGACGUCGGGCCAGAAGACAAAACAAACCUGCAAGAUACGGUCAGCGCGAGGCUCCCCGAUUUGCUGGUUUACCUGAAAGCCUCCAUCGUGGUCAAGGACUGCGUGACGGCAGCUGCCGUCGUGUUCCUGAUCGACCGGUUCCUCUACUGGCUCGACGCCUCCAGCCAACUUCUUCGGAUCGCCAAGGGGCUGCACAGGCUGCAGCCUGCCGUGCCCAUCAGCCCUCAGGUGCUCAUCCGCCAAGCUCGCCUCGCCGUCAACGCAGGUAAACUUCUAAAAGCUGAAUACAUCCUAAGCAGCCUUAUUAAUUCCAAUGGAGCAACAGGGACCUGGCGAUACGCUAAGGAAAGCGAUAGGAUUCUCGUUCAGUCGGUCUGCUUACAGAUCAGAGGACAAAUACUGCAAAAGCUUGGGAUGUGGUAUGAGGCAGCAGAGUUGAUUUGGGCUUCAGUUGUGGGCUAUUUCAGCCUUCCUCAACCAGAUAAAAAGGGAAUUGCUACUUCCUUGGGUAUUAUGGCAGACAUCUUUGCUUCCAUGAAUGAGAUGGAUUAUGUGCGGUUUAAAACCAACGCUGAGAUUGACCUGAGCCUUCUCCGAGAGUGUGGUCAUCGCUUGUUGUCAGCUGCUGAGGCCUGCAAACUAGCAGCAGCCUACAGCCAGUACACGCCGCUGUUUGUUCUCACAGCCGUGAACAUCCGUGGCGUGUGUUUGCUGUCUUAUAGUCACUCCAAAGACUGUCCCAAGGAAAAGAGAAAAUUCUACUUGUCCCAAGCCAAAGAAUCCUUCGAGAUCGGCCUCCUCACCAAGAACGAGAAGAGUCCCGUCACCAGCAAGCAGGAGCUGCACAGUUUUAUUAAAGCUGCUUUCUGCCUCGCCACCGUGCACCGAUAGCUCUUUGGGGAGAGCGAGAAGCUCCGUGAGGUGAGGCAGCUGUGUCGAGAAGCCCUGGGAAAACUGCAUUCCUACAGCGCUUCAUUUACAGAAGAGGAAGAGAAAGGAAAGCUCGCUGAGGAGAUCAUGGCUCUGAUUGCGACAGUCAAGAAGCACCUGCAAGUGGAAAGCUUCCCGAAUUCUGAUGCCAGCUCUUACGUUCCAGACAGUUAUAAAGGCACGGUGGAAAAAUCUAUCCUGCAAGGCAAAGCCGACUUUGAGAAAAUCCUUGCCAUGCAUUCUCAGCAUCAUCUGUCAGUGUGUGAGGUGUUUGAAAAUACUUGCAGGAUCCAUAAAACCACGCCAGGAGAAAGCCAAGGGGGAGCUUGUAUCACAGCCUUAAGAACAGAAACCAAGACAGCGGACACUGCAUGUACUACUGAGGAAAUAGCGUACCGGAGGAAAAUGCAGGAUUCACAGAGCAGCUCAGAGAAACUCAGUGGCCAGAGGAAUAAAUACAUGGGUUCCGACGUGAUGAAAAUUUCAUUCGAUGAGGAGACUGAGCCAUUAGAAAUAAUCAACGAUGAAACCGGCAUUUUCAGCAGACGGCAAAAUAGGAGUCAAAGCACUACUUCAGAGAGCUCUUGGUGCAAGCUCUCAAAAUCGAGUUACUCUUCCAGCUGGGAGGAACUGACCGGUAACAGCAGCCAAGAGUCUUCUGGGAAAGUGCAGCAGCAGGAAAAGGCCUCGCUGGAAGAGUUGUGUUGCACAACAGAAUCUGAUGAAAACGGUCAAGCUGCAGACUUGCGCUUGUUGACUGGCAGAGCCCAGCAUCGUUCUCCUCGAGAGCCCCUGCAGAGCUGUCGGGGAUCUCCUCAACCUUCCUCACAAGUAGGUACGCAUGUAGCUGGGAGGCUGGUAGAGAAGACGUCUCUUUGUGGAGAAGAGCUGCGGGAGGGAGGACACCGUGCAAACAGCUCUUCAGAAAAAAAUGCAAGGGAGGUGACCAAGGUGGUUCCUUCCCUCUCCACCCCUCGCUCUGUUCCUACCAGGCCUGAGGAGGAGGAGGAGGAAGAGAAGUCCUCCUCGGGCUGCAGGACCAAGGACAGCGGCGGGGAGGGCGGCAGUGGCGUCCCCGCGCCUCGGCCCCGCAGCCCCUUUGUGUGGGUCCCCCCAGAAGGAGAAACUGCAGAGAGCACAGAGGAUCCCUCGUUUGAGGCACGUCCCCCCACAAGUGAGGGCGUUUCUGUUCUAGCCACGAGCAUGGAGAUGAAAAUGGCCACAGACUCCUCUGUGCGUGACCAGCUGGGGAAAUCUGCCCUGGUGGGAAACGGAUCUCGCGUCGUGCCUGAAGUUGACACCCAAGCAGAAACAAUAGAUGAUACUGAAUUUGAUUUCGUUGCUAUUGGAGACUUUAUAAGCAAUGAUCCUAUGGCGUGUGUUCCAAAGGCUCAGUCAGCUCCCCACGCACCAACAGCUUUGCCCUCGGGCAGAAGAACAUCCAUAACCGAGCACUUUGACUGUGCCACUACUGAAGAAGAUGAAGAAAAGUCUCAGGACAUGGUGAGCAGCAAGAGACAAUCCAGUUCGUCUCUGAGUUUGUGGUGCAAAUCAGCACGGACACGCAGCAGUUCCCCUGAAGGUCUGUUUCAGAACCCAAGGCAAAGUGGGUUUGUCUUCAUGCCUGAGAGAACGAAGGAAGAAAUCCUCUACGCUCGAUUUCUGAGGGAAGAUGAUUACCUGCAGCUUCUGGCAGGGGUUGCGCAUAACUGGCUUGUCCAGAGACUGGCACCUACUGGAAUUUUUAAGGCUAAACAGCUGCGUAAAGAAUACUCUGCUCUUCUUUUAAAAUACUCAAAGAAAUCGGGCCUCUGGACAGGCCAAGAAACAGCCGUAUUCAUUGGGGACUACCUGAACGUGGCAAAGGAGGGCAAACAGAGAAGUGCAUUUUGGAUACACUUCCUGCACCAAGAAGAAAGCCUGGGAAGGUACAUUGGGAAAGAAUAUAAAGAAGAAAAGGGACUUCUCCACCAUUUCAGUGACGUGGAACGGCAAAUGACUGCCCAGUAUUACGUGACGGAAUUCAACAAGAGGCUGUAUGAGCAGAAGGUCCCUACUCAAAUCUUUUACAUCCCCUCUGCAGUACUCCUGAUACUGGAGGACAGAACUAUAAAAGGAUGUGUAAGUGUGGAGCCCUACAUCCUUGGGGAGUUUGUGAAGCUGUCCAAUAACACGAAGGUAGUAAAAAAUGAGUACAAAGCCACAGAGUACGGUCUGGCCUACGGCCAUUUCUCCUAUGAGUUCUCCAACGGCACAGACGUUGUUGUUGAUCUGCAAGGUUGGGUGACAGGUAACGGGAAAGGCCUCAUCUACCUCACGGACCCCCAGAUUCAUUCUCUUAACAGCAAAGAUGUUUCACGCUCCAACUUUGGGAAGAAGGGAAUCGAUUACUUCUUUCAUAAUCAGCACGUGGAGUGCAACGAAAUCUGUCGCCGCCUUUCUUUAACAAGACCCUCAGCAGAUCUCCCAAU